Messenger RNA from Branchiostoma floridae (Florida lancelet), 1164 nucleotides. RefSeq lists its product as uncharacterized. The coding region runs from base 124 to 1164 and encodes 346 amino acids. The transcript is spliced from 8 exons. The record is from RefSeq and is a predicted model, not a curated record. NCBI's taxonomy places the organism in Eukaryota, Metazoa, Chordata, Leptocardii, Amphioxiformes, Branchiostomatidae.
UCGGUUUCGCGCCAAACUUUGAGGUCAUUUAACAGCAGAGGGACCGCUUGGUGACAACAGGGCAAAGAAAGCACUGAAAAUCCUCCAGAAACUGUUUGUUAAGUUUUCAGGUAAUACCAGACGAUGGAUUUUGACGGAGGUUUGGUUGACGGCCGUCUGUCUGCAGCCAAGGCCAGAAAGAGAUACUUCCUAACGACAGCAGACAUGGCGGACCUGCACUAUACCACUCCCUUCUGGUACGGCAUUGGGAUGGGAACUCCCAUGAAGUACUACAGACCUUCUGAUCUACAGGAAAAGGCAGAGCAAAAGUACGGAAAGGACGUCUUUGCAGAAAAGCUGAAGGAAUGGGAGAAACGGGAGAAGAAGAAGCAGCUUGAUGCAGAGAAGAAAAGGAAGGACGAGCAGGCCCGCCAGAGUAAGAAACAAAAGCUGAUGACUACUGUUCCUGAGUGGGGCCGACAGCAGCUGACUGAUGUGGCAAGCGUGGGGGCACUGGCUCAGAAGUGUAGUGCAGAACAACUGCAACAGGUGCUGGUGUUUGCUGCGGAGAAGAAGCUUCCUGUGAUCGAGGCCAUAAAUGCAGUGAAGGACGAGGCACUGCUUCCCAGGAAGAACUUCAAGGAGCUUCAGCCCAAACUGGCAAAGUUCCUUGAUGUGGAUGCAGAUGCAACUCUGAAGAAGAAUGCCCAGAAGCUUGCCAGAGCAGAGGCCAGCAAAGCUCGCCAGGCCAAGCUGAACAAGAGAAUCACUGGUGCCUGGGACCUGACUGUCACCAACAAGCAAGCCAAAGUCACUGGGCUAAAAGGUACACUGGACAUCAAUGGUGAAAACUGCCAGGGUUACAUUGAAUUUCCCUGUUACCAUGGAAACCUGGAGUGGUACAACAAGGAGGGUCAUGAGGCCAAGUACAUGGAGAUUUCAACCUGGUGGAAAGUUAACUGGAAAAGAACCUACGGCAAACUGCGUGUGACAGUGAAAAAGGACGAGUCAGGUGAUGACCUUGUGGAGGGAACCUUCAACGCUGGCUGGCACAGAAGCAGCUGGCCGGCACUCCUUCGCUUCACUGGAGUCAGGAAGGGACCAUGCAUGGAUGGUACACAGGGGAACGAUGAUGACAGUGACAGGGAUGACAGUGACGAUAGCGACUCUGAUGACGAAGUAUAG